AUGCACAAAUUAAAAAGACUCCUACAGAGGAAACGUCUCAAAAAGGAGGAAGCUCACAUGGAGGAACAAGGUCUUGCUCGCAUCCCUCUCGAGGCGCCCGCUGCCGCCGAUAGCCCCAAGUCACCCUCUCUAUCCAACCUGGAACGACUUCCCUUCGAGAUCAGAAACGCUUGUUUACUUGCUAUAGACUCCAUAGCAGACCUCUCUGCUUUAGUUCAUGCAUCUCCGACAUUUCAUGAACAAUACCAACUUGACCGAGCGUUUUGGCUCUGGCAUUGCUUACAGCUGGAACUGGGCCCUGUUUAUGUUGAUGCCUACAUCGCCGACCAAUGCAACGCUCCUGAGUUUCGCUUGAAACGUAGCCGGGAGAAAAUUCUGUUAUUCAUUGAGGAUUACAAAUCACAUCGCUCGUUGACGACAGAUGUUUUUACCAAAUGCCCCGAUGAAGAUGACAUCGUCAGCAUCGCCAUUUUUCAUUCUUCUGUCAUUCGGCCACUAAUGCAUCACUACGUCUCCUGGACUCGCACAAUUAUGGAACCUCUCUCAACACCGAAGGAAAUCAGUCGCACAGAGGAGAGACGCAUCAUGCGUGGCUUAUACCGCUUCCAAAUAUUCAGUAACCUCUUUGGGGGUGUCAAAGGCAGAGAUCAUGGAAGUACCUACCUCGGAUCCGAAGAAAGACUCAACCUUCUUCUGAAUGACUUUGUGGCUUGGGAGAUAGAGGAAAUCCUGUGCAUCAACGCCUUUGCACACGCCAAGUAUGAAAGUGUCUUUGAGGCAAUCCAAUGGGACUUGCACCCUGAUAACCCGUCAUUCGAUAUCGUGAGGACCGGUCCUCAUACGCCUCCCGGCGCAUUCCACCUUGUCAACCAUAUGUCCUCAGAAUGGUAUAGAAAUGGCAUGGUCUCGAGGGGCCUGUCCGUUCUGUCCUCCGUAUUCGAAGCUCAGGACCGUGCGAAGCUGGUCGAAGUGGUUUCGGAGGAGAUUGUGGCUGUCGUGGACGACGUGCUUUUCCGGACCACUAUACCUUGGUACCAAGAAUCAAGACGCGAGACCCAGUACUCUGACAGGGACCAAGCCCAGGAUGAUCGUGAGAAGAUGGUCUUCACCGGCGACAGUGAUGACUCGCCUCCAUUCGCAUGGGUUGUCUUUUGGAAAGAGGCAUACAGCAACCUCUUUGGCGAUUUUAUACCACGGCCCUUGCGUCAGUGGGGAUAUAUCAUGUGGGACAAGGAUCGGUUAGAUAAUACUGAUGCUAUUGCCAUACUUGACCAGGAGUGGAAAGCCAUGUAUACGAGGCCAGAUGCCGAAGACGAGCCGGGGGACCCGAGGGACGAGAUGUUGGCUUAUCACUAA
Messenger RNA from Fusarium musae, 1356 nucleotides. RefSeq lists its product as uncharacterized. The transcript is spliced from 2 exons. The coding region runs from base 1 to 1356 and encodes 451 amino acids. Lineage: Eukaryota; Fungi; Ascomycota; Sordariomycetes; Hypocreales; Nectriaceae. The record is from RefSeq and is a predicted model, not a curated record.